AUGCCCCUCCUCGAAACCGCACCUAUGCAAUCAGAAAGAAUCGUCCCUGUAGCAUCGAAAGCUGCGGAUGGUGCUAUCGGAGACGAUGUUGCACACCUCUUGAAGACCGUAUUCGAAGCCCAAACCUCGCAGCAGGCACUAGAUGCGUCCUACGGCCUUACCAACCUACUUAUCAGCACUGGGAGCGUUCGAUGCCUCCACACAUUCAAUGUUGUCCCUGAAAUAAAGAAAGCGGCAACAGAUAAGAAAAAUGGUGCUAGGAGGGAGAGCUCUAUGCUAAUUCUUGGAGCUUUGUUUGAACAAUACCCUUUGAAGAACCCGUUGAGCGAGGUUGUCUUCCUGCUGGAGAAUGGCGGAUUGCUUUACCUUGCCUUGGAUCUCCUCGCAGAUAAAGGUGCAGUGGUUCGGGAAGCAGCUCAAUAUGCCAUUGAUGCUUUAUUUGCAUGUCUGAAGGAGGAAUCAUUAGUUCACGCUCUUGUUGAGCCCCUUGCUCAAUACCUCAGUAAGCCCACUGGGAAAUGGCAGGGAACAGUCGGUGCAUACAAGUUGCUGGAAAAAGUAGCAAAAAGAGCCGAGAUUGGCACGGAGAGCAAGGAGAAGGAGGAGCUUAAGGAUCUUCUACGACUUAAUCUAGGCCAAAAACUGAAGGACCUGAUCCCUAUUGUUGAGGGUGGGAUGCAUGACUUGAAGGCAGAAGUUGCUAAACAAGCUGUCAAGACUAUGACUGCCCUGUCGACUGUCCUUGACAAUGAUGACGUUGCCCCGCGAAUUCCACUACUUCUCAAAACCAUGGAGAAGCCCUCGACCGAAACACUUCAGAAAGCCAUCCAUGCGCUCUCUCAAACAACCUUUGUUGCCAUUGUGACAUCCCCAGUGCUUGCAUUACUUACUCCCCUCCUUGAACGAUCUCUCAAUACCCCAACUACCACUCAAGAAGUCCUCCGUCAAACUGUCGUGGUUGUUGAGAAUCUUACCCGACUUGUGCACGAUCCCGUCGAAGCAAGGACCUUCUUGCCCAAGUUGAAGCCUGGUGUUCAGCGUGUCAAGGAUGGUGCCUCUCUCCCUGAAGUUCGAGAAUUAGCUACUAGAGCUAUGAACGUUAUAAACAUGGCUAUGGGUGAUGAUGAAGCUGGCACUAUUGAUUCACGUGCAACGACAGAGCAAGUAGAGGCCGUUCUUGAGGAGCAUAUGAAACCAUACAUGAAAUUCAACCAUACCGAUGAGAAGCGUUUCUGGGAAACCAGCAGAAACUAUAUUGCCAACAUGGUCCGAGAUGAUGCCAAUUCACGACUGCUUGAACGUAUCCAAUUGUGUGUGGGCCCAUACCUCCAAUCCUUCGUUCCUGACGGAAAACAUGAUGAGAUUGCUGCGGCUGUGAAGGCUCAUUUCGUCGAAGAAGAUGAGCGCAGAUUUGGAGUCCCAGUAAAGGAAGAUGACGGGGAGAUCGAAAUUGUCAAUGCCAACUUCUCCCUUGGUUACGGAGGCCGACUUCUUCUCUCGCAUGCAAAUUUGAGACUACUCAAGGGCCAUAGGUACGGUCUUUGCGGCCGUAAUGGCGUUGGAAAAUCUACUCUCAUGCGCAGUAUCGCCAACGGCAAGCUCGAAGGCUUCCCACCUCAGGACGUCUUGAAAACGUGUUUUGUUGAACAUAAUCAAGGCGAGGAUGCCGAGUUGAGCGUCUUGGAGUUUGUCACAAAGGAUCCAGAGAUGGCUGCUGCCGGUGAAGAGAAGAUCUCCGCUGCCCUUAACGAGGUUGGGUUCACCCCUGGCCCAGAAGGGAGACAGCAACAACCUGUUGGCUCUCUAUCUGGUGGUUGGAAGAUGAAACUGGCACUUGCCAGAGCCAUGGUUAUGGGUGCUGACGUGCUCCUCCUUGACGAACCUACUAAUCAUUUGGACGUCCACAAUGUUAAAUGGUUGCAGGAAUACCUGAAGAAACAUACAGAAGUUACCAGCUUGAUUGUCAGUCACGACUCCGGUUUCUUAGAUGAGGUCUGCACGGACAUCUACCAUUAUGAGCAGAAAAAGCUUGUUCACUACAAGGGAAAUCUCGCAGACUUCGUCAAGGUCAAACCGGAAGCAAAGAGUUACUACACCCUAUCCUCUGCCAACGCACACUUCAAGUUCCCACCUCCUGGUAUUUUGUCUGGCGUCAAAUCCGCAACUCGCAUUAUCCUGCGCAUGACCAAUUGCUCCUACACUUACCCGGGUAGCAGCAAACCAUCAUUGGUCGAUGCAAGCUGUGCUCUUACUCUAUCCUCUCGGGUUGCUAUCAUUGGUGGUAACGGAGCAGGAAAGUCUACUUUGAUGAAGCUGCUUACGGGUGAAACAAUUCCACAGACCGGAAAAGUUGAGAAGCACCCCAAUCUUCGAAUUGGUUACAUCAAACAGCACGCAUUGGAACACGUGGAAAUGCAUAUGGAGAAGACUCCCAAUCAAUACCUCCAAUGGAGAUAUGCCAAUGGAGAUGACCGUGAAGUCCUUCUGAAACAAACCCGUAUACUCACCGAGGAGGACAAGAUCCAGAUGGCCAAGCCUGUUGACAUCGGUGACGGAAAGGGCCCUCGCAACAUCGAAGCUUUGAUGGGAAGGCAAAAGUACAAGAAGACCUUCCAAUAUGAAGUUAAAUGGAAGAACAUGCUCCCCAAGCACAACACUCAGAUAUCGCGUGAAACUCUUCUGGAACUUGGAUUCCAGAAGCUCGUCCAAGAAUUUGACGAUCAUGAAGCCUCUCGUGAAGGUCUUGGAUACCGGGUUCUCGAACCUAAGGUUAUCUCUAAGCACUUUGAAGAUAUCGGCCUGGACCCUGAGAUUGCCAACCACAACGAAAUUGGCGGUCUCUCUGGCGGACAGAAAGUCAAGGUCGUCCUGGCCGGAGCCAUGUGGAACAACCCUCAUUUGCUUGUCCUGGACGAGCCUACUAACUUCUUGGACCGUGACUUCUUGGGUGGCCUAGCUGUUGCUAUCCGUGAGUUCAAGGGUGGCGUCGUCAUGAUUUCUCACAACGAUGAAUUCGUUGGUGCCCUCUGCCCUGAAAGAUGGUACGUUGAAAACGGCCGGAUGACUCAUGCUGGCACCACUGCUGUUGCUCUUGAUCGCUUCGAAGACCAGUCUCGCAAUCCCAGCACUGUGGCCAGCAGUGUAGUAUCUAGUGCAGCACCUUCAGCCGUGAACUCUGGCGCCGAAGACGGAGGCGAGCUUAAGUUCAAGGCUAAGAAGAAGAAGAAAAUGACCAGAGCGCAACUCAAGGAGCGUGAAGUGCGCCGCAGGCUAAGACACAUCGAGUGGCUUAACAGCCCUGCCGGCACUCCUCACCCGCCCGAUACUGAUGACGAGCAGUAG
Molecule: messenger RNA, 3342 nt
Organism: Trichophyton benhamiae CBS 112371
Lineage: Eukaryota; Fungi; Ascomycota; Eurotiomycetes; Onygenales; Arthrodermataceae
Exons: 3
Coding region: 1-3342 (1113 amino acids)
Molecular function (GO): ATP binding; ATP hydrolysis activity
Source: RefSeq, a predicted model, not a curated record